This is a messenger RNA of Porites evermanni, 475 nucleotides long. The record is from the annotation of a GenBank genome assembly. Lineage: Eukaryota; Metazoa; Cnidaria; Anthozoa; Scleractinia; Poritidae.
AUGGGAGGCGACUUUAAUCUGGUAAUGGAUGUUCAGAAAGAUAAAAAAGGAGGAAAAGUGACCGAGCAUAGUAAUUCGCUAAAAGAAGUUCAGAACAAAGCGAACUCGCUAGACUUGGUAGAUGGGUGGCGAAUCCUUAAUCUCGACGCUGAGCGUUUCACCUGGAGGAGAACGAAACCUGAAGUAACGUGCUAUACACUGUCCUCUCGACUAUUUUCUGAUCAGCUCAAGCUUAACCACCGCAAUCACAAAUGCCGAUAUUUUAAAGGGGUAUAAGACCGAUCAUUCAGUCAUUACAAUCCACGUUGCUAAUAACCAUAACCCCAGAGGCCUGGGCUUCUGGAAACUCAAUACAUCUUUUCUGUUGGACAGCGAAUAUACUGAGUUAAUUAACAAAACCGUUGAUGAAGUUGCAAAGGAGUGCCGAAACAACGAUGAUGUAGAUGCUGUCCUCCUCUGGAAGAUGCAGAUUUGA